UGUGAUUCCACUUUGCCAGAAGCUGGUGUACUUGCUAGCUGAAGAUUUGUGUCCCCUCCAAACAGUAUCUUCUCCCUGAAAGAAGAGGAGGAGAAGGAAAAGAAGCUGAGCAUGGACAUGGAGCUUCAGCAGCAGCAGAAUAUUGAAAUGGAACAGUGCUAUAAUGAGAGUGAUAAUCCCUCCCAUUUUACCCAAGAUUGGGGCUUCUUAUUGCACCACCAAACUCUUCCUGCAACUUCAGUGCCUGAAACACCAUACCCACAUCUACAAACAACACCAGAUCUUCUUAGCAUGUUCCCUUUGCCAUCUUCUUUGAUCCCAAACCCACAUUCCAUUCCCCCUUCUAACAACGCCUAUCAGGAAUCCUCAGCCUUCUUCACUUCGUUAGGUCUCUUUGGGGACGAUGUAACAUCCCCAGAUUCAACUGUUGUUCAUCGUCAUGACGACCCUUCUAUGUUUACCUCUUUACCUCAGGGAGCCUAUGGCUUUGGUUGCUCAAGUGGUAGUAGCUCUCUGUUUGGUGAAAUGGAUGAUAAAUACCAGGUACUGGAUUAUGGUUCUUUCCACCAAGGUAUGGACGGAAGUGGUUUUGUUCACACAGGCUUUGAGUUUAAUGCUACCAUGGAAGGUUUGGGCAAAAAGAGAGGCAGCGGUAAUAGUAAGGACGCUAAGCAUUUUGCCUUGGAGAAGCAAAGGAGAGUCCAAUUCAAGGACAAGUUCCAAGCGUUAAGGAAGCUGAUUCCUAAUCCCACAAAGAAUGAUAGGGCAUCAAUUGUGGGGGAUGCUAUUGUCUACAUAAAUGACCUCAGGAACAGAGUGGCAAAGCUUGAGGCUGUUAUAGAGCAGAAGAGAAACAUCAGGGAGAAGAUGCAGAGGCAGAUCACAUCAGAUGGCGUAGAUGGGAAGUCAGAGGAUGAUAUGGACCAACCUUACAAUGUCAAUAUUGGAUCAUCUUCAAUGAGAUCCAGUUUCUGGUUCCAGAAAAAAUCCAAGAAUGCAGAAGUCGAUGUUCGUGUAAUGGCAGGCGAAGUUACAGUGAAAAUUGUCCAGGAGAAGGGGAGCAACUGCCUCCUCCCAGUUUCAGGUGUUCUUGAUGAGCUGCACCUUGAUCUGCACCAUAUUGCUGGAGGGAUAAUUGGUGAUCACUAUAAAUUCCUGUUCAACUACAAGAUCUUUGAAGGUACUACAUUGUAUGCUAGUUCCAUAGCCAACAAGCUCAUUGAGGCUGUGGAGAAAUCAGUACACACCCAUUUUGCCUGUAGCUAAUGAAAUGAUGUCCUACAACUUCAGAUUUUUCUGGAAAAGUAUCAACCUUCAUUUACCAUGGCAGAAAAAGAGAUGAUGCUUUUCUUAUUCUUAUUGCAGGCAUAUCUAAGAGGGUGAAUUUGUAAAAGUGAAUCAAGAGAUCUUUUUAAAUUUAAACUGCAUCACUUUUUAUCAGUACCCUAAAUACAG
Cuscuta epithymum is the source of this 1455-nucleotide messenger RNA. Lineage: Eukaryota; Viridiplantae; Streptophyta; Magnoliopsida; Solanales; Convolvulaceae. The record is from the annotation of a GenBank genome assembly.